UGCUCCCGACCCGCGGCCUGCUUGGUUGGCGCACUCUGUGCGCGGCCGCCUGGUACGUCACGCGGGGCGGCUGAAGCGGACAUGGCUGUCAUGCUGCAGCGCAUCGAGCGGCUGUCCAGUCGAGUGGUGCGUGUGUUGGGCUGUAACCCGGGUCCAAUGACCCUGCAGGGCACCAACACCUACCUAGUGGGGACCGGCUCCAGGAGAAUCCUCAUUGACACUGGAGAACCAUCAAUUCCAGAAUAUAUCAGCUGUUUAAAGCAGGCUCUAACUGAAUUUAACACAGCAAUUCAGGAAAUCAUAGUGACUCAUUGGCACCAGGAUCAUACUGGCGGCAUAGAAGAUAUUUGUAAAAGCAUCAAUAGUGACACUGCCUAUUGUAUUAAAAAACUCCCACGGAAUCCUCAUAGAGAAGAAAUUAUAGGAAAUGGAGAGCGACAAUAUGUUUAUCUGAAAGAUGGAGAUGUAAUUAAGACUGAGGGAGCGACUCUAAGAGUUAUAUAUACACCUGGCCACACUGAUGAUCAUAUGGCUCUCUUCUUAGAAGAGGAAAAUGCUUUCUUUUCUGGAGACUGCAUCCUAGGGGAAGGAACAACUAUAUUUGAAGACCUCUAUGAUUAUAUGAACUCCCUAAAAGAAUUAUUGAAAAUGAAAGCUGAUAUUAUAUAUCCAGGACAUGGCCCAGUAAUCCAUAAUGCCGAAGCUAAAAUUCUGCAGUACAUUUCUCACAGAAAUGUCCGAGAACAGCAAAUUCUUACAGUACUUCGUGAGAACUUUGAAAAAUCAUAUACAGUAGUGGAGCUUGCAAAAAUUAUUUAUAAGAUAAAAAGAUGACUACAGAUCCCUGCUCCCAGGGAUUCAUGGUUUAGUGAAG
Messenger RNA from Propithecus coquereli (Coquerel's sifaka), 874 nucleotides. RefSeq names its product lactamase, beta 2 (gene LACTB2). Gene Ontology annotation, cellular component: mitochondrial matrix. The coding region runs from base 82 to 834 and encodes 250 amino acids. Gene Ontology annotation, molecular function: RNA endonuclease activity; single-stranded RNA binding. The transcript has 6 exons. The record is from RefSeq and is a predicted model, not a curated record. Lineage: Eukaryota; Metazoa; Chordata; Mammalia; Primates; Indriidae.